ACACAUUCAUUUUGAUGGACUUGGGAGGACGAAGGAUGACAUCAUCAUUUGUGAAAUUGGAGAUGUUUUUAAGGCUAAAAACCUUAUUGAACUCGUGUCCGGCUGGGUCCCCUGAGCCCGUUCCAGAUGCCAGCUGGUGUCCCCGCCAGGUGCCAGACCCAGCACCGGAACCCCACGCCCAGGGAUGGACACAGUGAUGCUCUGGCCUCCCUCACUUUCGAGCCCUCAGCGUCUGUGAGUGCCACCGGCCUGGCAGAAAGACAAGAUUCUGCAGGUCCUCAUGGACCUGGUCCGGGAGGCCAGGCGCCGGAACAUUGGUAUCCUGCAUCCAUCCUUCAACCUGGGCAGGUACAUCCGAAACCAACUCCAGCUCUACCUGCCGGCCAACGUGCACCAGAUAGUCUCGGGCAGAGUGAGCAUCUCGCUCACCAGGGUGUCGGACGGGGAGAACGUGCUGGUGUCCGACUUCCACUCCAAGGAGGAGGUUGUGGACGCCCUGCUUUGUUCCUGCUUCAUCCCCUUCUACUCUGGCCUCAUCCCUCCUGCCUUCAGGGGCGAGCGAUACGUGGACGGAGGGGUGAGUGACAACGUCCCCUCCAUCGACGCCAGGACGACCAUCACGGUGUCCCCCUUCUACGGGGAGCAUGACAUCUGUCCCAAAGUCAAGUCCACCAACUUCCUGCACGUGAACGUCACCAACCUCAGCCUGCGCCUCUGCCUGGGCAACGUCUACCUCAUAACCCAAGCAAUCUUCCCCCCGGACACCAAGGUGCUGGGAGAGAUAUGCGUUCGCGGGUACCUGGACGCGUUCAGGUUCCUGGAAGAGAACGGCAUCUGUAGCAGGCCCCAGCGUUGUCUGAGCCUGCUCCCCACAGAGCCGGCACCGGAGGCCCACGCGCCGCACGGGGAGGGCACCAGCCGGGAGCCGUCCCCCGGGCCCGAGGGGGACGAGCUGCUGGAGCACCUGCGUGCCAGCAUCCUGCCCUGGGACGACGGCGUGCUGCAGACCAUGUCGCCCAGGCUCACCGCAGUUCUGAACGAAACGAUUAAAGACAGAGGUGGGUACCUGAGCAAGAUCUGCAACCUGCUGCCCGUCAGGGUCGUGUCCUACGUGAUGCUGCCCUGCACCCUGCCCGUGGAGUCCGCCAUCGCCGCCGUGCGGGGACUGGUGCUGUGGCUCCCCGACCUCCCCGACGACGUCCAGUGGCUGCAGUGGCUGGUGUCCCAGAUGUUUGCCCGCUUGACCUCGUGUCUGCUGCCUGUCUCCAGAUCCCAAAGGCGGAUGAGUGGCCAGCACGCUGCCCUGCAGGCCAGAACAUGACUUGCUGGGCCCCUGUGUCCGUGCACCUGGACGCCUUCGCCAGUAGGGCCGAAGCCGGGGCUGCCGGGCCCUCCGUCCUCGGGUCCGGCCUGAGCUGCUCGGGGAGCAGAGACCUGCUGGGCGCGGCGCUCUGUCUCCCUGUGUCCAGCGGGAAGAGCCUCCGGGGCAGGUCUGGGAACUGUGUGUGCAGCUACGUCUGCCCACAGUCUCGGGCGGGAGCCAGCCCCCCGUGCUGACCCCAGGAUGGCCUUCAGAGCCCCGCUGAGGGGUGGACACUCCCACUGGGGGUGGCCGGAGUGGCUGGUGAUUGGGGUCUGGCCUGGCCUCUGUGCCAUCUCGCGGGCUGGAAGGAUGACAGGGGCCACGUGUCCCCCUCCCCUGCAGGAAGGCGUCCGAGCACUGGGGAGGCAGGGUCGGUCCCAGGAGGGCGCCCCACCUGUCAGGUGCUCUUAGAAGACAGUCGCUCAGGACAUUCUCAGAACACGUUUCUGGCUUAGCUAAAAUAUUUUGCAAAGAGUUUCAUAAAAUAAGCACAAGGGGGUUUCUUCCUUUGUCGGGUCGUGUGUUCUGUCGACCCGGGAGUUAAUAAUCAAUAAAUCCACCUUGGAAAGCCUCUACAGCGCACGGCAGCCCCGACCCCCAGGUGCAGCCAAGCACAGAGCCCGGGUUCACUUCCUUUCUUCCCUGGACGUGAACUUGGCUCGUUUUCCGCAAGCUCCGGCCGGGUUCUUUUUCUCUUGUGUUCUCUCCGUCCUGUGUCCCCCAGCCUUAGCACCGGGGAGCUCUCAGCAGGGAGCCCGCCAGCUCCCCAGGUGGGGUAACUUGUCAGCGCGCCCAUGACCGGGGGGCACGUGUGUGUUGUCUGACCGUGUGUGGGAGGCUAACGACGCUCACACUCCGGGUGCUGGCCAGGGCAGUGGGCAGCCUCCGCAGGUCCUGGCCAUCUGCAGCGGGAGAAGCAGCAGUUCAGGCCAGCACUUCGUCCAGGCCGGUCCCUUGGGCAGUGGCGCUCCUGACACAGCUCCACGUAGGCUCAUUCUCCGGCUGAGCAGCGGGAACAGGAAGCCCCCAUGGAGGGGCCGGGGCUGCAGUUCUGGGUUUACGCCUGGCUCGGCGCCUGCUGGGAGGUCUGGCUGACCGCCGGGGCUCCUCUGGCUGCUCGGACCACAGUGCGGGUGCAAGGCCCCGUCUGACCCCGGCUGGGUGCUGGCUGCUCAGCCCCCUGUCCUUCCACAGUGCCCAGUAGCUUCUGGAGUUCGGACACGUCAGGCAGGUGCAGCGAAGCCUUCACGGUAUUCUGUACUUGCCGGUGCUAUUUCCAUAGAUGGAUGUAGACGCUGGGUGUCUCGUCAGCACCGGGAAACGCGACGUGGGAUUCCGUGGGACUCGCCGUGGUUUGUUUAGAAGUAUUCAGUCUUCCUCCCCUGAGUGUGUGUCUUAUCCUUGAAGAGACUGUGCCGGGGCAGGCGUUUGGCCCGGUGGGGAAGCCACUGCUCGGGACGCCCACAUCCCACCUCGGAGGGCUGCGUUCAGUUCCUGGCUCCGGCUCCCGACUCCAGCUUCCGGCUGGUGCAGACCCUGGGCGGAGCAGCGCUGGCCCCAGUGCCUGCGUCCCCGCCACCACCACGGGAGACCUGGAUUGAGGUCCUGGCUCCCAGCGUCAGCCCCUGCCCAGGGCCACUGUGAAAUCUGGGAAGUGAACCAGUGGAUAGGAGCUUUCUCUCUCUCCCAGAUAAAUGAGUAACUGUAGGAAACGUGUGCUCUGAUAGGUUGAGGAACGUGUAAGAGAAAUGGCCGAGCCUUCCUCCACACCGGUGCCUCAGGUGCCCCCCCACCUCUGCCGAUUCUCAACACCCACGCAAAGCCUCCUACCCCCCCCCCCCAGGCUUCUGCCCUCAGAACUGUCCCCUCGUGCAGUACUGAAUGUCAGAGAGCGGCUGUCUCCAGCAGCUGGUGUGGAGCAGGGCUGUGUGUGUGCAGGAGUGAGUGUGAGGGGCAGUGAGGAUGUGUGUGUGCAGUGAGCGUGUGUGAGGGGCAGUGAGCGUGUGCAGCCGUGUGUGCAGUGAGCGUGUGUGAGGGGCAGUGAGCGUGUGUGAGGGGCAGUGAGCGUGUGUGAGGGGCAGUGAGUGUGUGCAGUGAGCGUGUGUGCGUGGUGAGCGUGUGUGUGCAGGAGUGUGAGGGGCAGUGAGCGUGUGUGAGGGGCAGUGUGUGCAGCCGUGUGUGCAGUGAGCGUGUGUGUGUGCAGUGAGCAUGCACGCGCACUGGAGCCUCAGGGGACAGGCAGUGACACGGCAGCUACCACACUGCUGUCAUUCCUACCAGUGUUUUACUUCUCGGGCUGAUCUGAGUUGCCCAGAUUGCCAUGGUGAGCGACACGCGUCCCUUUCAGUAUCGAACAACACAGUAAUCGCGAUUUCUAAAAUGCUUCCUCCUGUCUCGGUGUCCUUCCAAGGAGCCCAGCUCCAUUCCCAACACCGCCGUUGCCCGUGGGUACUGCCUGGCCGGUCCUCCACGCUGCCACAGUGAGGUGGCUUCACCCGAGUCCCAGGGCCCCAGACGCUGCCUCUGCCUCCCGGGGCUGGGUUCAGCGGCUGCCCUGCCUCCUGGGAGGCCUUGCUCACUCUCAGGACCUCCAGCCUGUGGCUCUGGGGGCCUCGGGCCACCUGCCCCCUACCCACUGGCUGGUUCCAUACACCCCCCCCCACCCAGUGGAAUGGGACAGGUGUUUGGCAUGUGGUUAAACCUGGCUUCCGACUCCUGACUCCAGCCUCCUGCUGCUGAGAUCCUGGGAGGCAGCAGUGAGGGCCCCCCAACCCCCACCCCAACCAGUAGGCCCCCAUGGCCGUCUCUGGAGUCUGGCCUCGCCCCUGUCGCCCUGGCUCCCACAGCAGCGUCCCCUGGGCUCAGUGGCCUCAGGCCUGUCCACCCUCCUCGUUACUGCCAGGGCUCACCCCAGGCCCACCCACACCCGGCACCCAGCACCUGUCGCUCCUCCAGGGCCUGGGCCUCUGCCCUAGGUCCCCCUGCAGCUCAGAGCCUCCCUCCCGGGCCACCUGCUCUGCCACUGUGCAGGAUGCUGUCCCAUAGCCUCCUCUUGCCGUCACCUUUGCUCGCUGGGGUCCAGGUCCAAGGCGACAAGCAGGGGGAGGGCCCCGGAGCCACUGAGAGCAGCAGCCUCCCGGCCGCCAGCCAGUGCGGCUUGAUGGUCCUGCGGGGAGCCGCAUGCGUUUGCCAUCUCCUUUGUGUGCCUUCUCCUUUGUGUGCCGUUACCUUCUUCGCAAACCACGUUCCCAAGUUCCCGUGCGGUGUGGCUAGGUGGUUCUCAGGACAGGCUGGGUUAUGCCGUACUCGCAAAAACCCCAAGGGGCCGGUGCUGUGGUGCCCCGAGUGGGUAAAGCCGCUGCCUGCAUUGCCGGCAUCCCAUAUGGGCGCCAGUUCAAGUCCCAGCUGCUCCAUUUCCAAUCCAGCUCUCUGCUAUGGCCUGGGAUAGCAGCAGGAGAACUCCCAAGUGCUUGGGCCCCUGCACCCACUUGGGAGACCUGGAGGAGGCUCCUGGCUCCUGGCCUUGGAUCAGCGCAGCUCCAGCCAUUGCGGCUUACUGGGGAGUGAACCGGUGGAUGGAAUACCCCAUCCCCCGCCUCUGCCUCUCUGUAACUCUGCCUUUCAAAUAAAUAAAUAAAUAAA
Molecule: messenger RNA, 5005 nt
Organism: Lepus europaeus (European hare)
Lineage: Eukaryota; Metazoa; Chordata; Mammalia; Lagomorpha; Leporidae
Product: 1-acylglycerol-3-phosphate O-acyltransferase PNPLA3-like
Exons: 10
Coding region: 281-1321 (346 amino acids)
Biological process (GO): triglyceride catabolic process; lipid homeostasis
Cellular component (GO): cytoplasm; membrane; lipid droplet
Molecular function (GO): triacylglycerol lipase activity
Source: RefSeq, a predicted model, not a curated record